GAGGUUGAAAUUAUUUGAAGAAGUUAUCCUUUACCCAUAUGGAUAAAGUAUUUAAAUGUGUAAAGCUUUUUCCCUUGAAACUUUAUAUACAUUUUCACGUAUAUGUGUAAACUUAAAAUUUUACAAUUAGAAAAGCAGUAAAACUAAUUCAGAACAUUUACUUAGGCAUGAGACAGAUGGUAAUCCUAUAAAAAGAUGGCAUGUAUUUUUGGAUGUGCAAACAGAAAAACAGAUACUCUUAAAAAUUUUAGAGUAAUCUUUGCCUAGAAUAUGAAGGGAAGAGAGAAAAGACCAUAUGGCCUAAUAGAACUUUUACAGUUUGUAAUGUCUAGGAUUGCAUUUUGUUUCUUUAAUAUUAGUAUUGAUUAAUAGCUUACAAAUAUGGAUUGGUAGUUGAAAAAGGAGUAAUUUUCAAGUAGGUAAUUGCCAGGUACUUUUACCGUGGUUGCUAGUCUCUCGUGUUUUGGGAUAUGGUGGGAAGCAGGACUAUUUGAAUCUCACAUUUAGUAGGGUUAAUCAGUUACUGAUUCUAGCAGUUAUAAUAUUUCAUUAUGCUUGGGUAGAAGACACGCUACUAAGACACUGAGUUCACCUAAUAUACAACUUAAUUUACUAUUCAAAAGUAACGGGUGCUUCAAAUAUUUUGUUUUUUAUUUUUUACAACUUACUCCAAAACGUAGUACAUGACAGUAGACUUUUAAAAAUUGGUUCUUCCUUUUGGGGACAUGGUAUUACUGAUCCCCUGAUAGGUUGUCUGAUCUGAAUGGUUUUUAGUAAGAAUGAUUCCAUCUGCAGACCACCCAAAUCUUACCUGUAACUAAAAGGAGACAAUUGUCAGGUUCUCUCUCUCCUGUCAGUUCCCACCUUAUGUACCAUUACAUUACAGAAGCGUUGAUACUACAAUUUAUCUGUUCAUACAUCUGUCUCUCCUACUGGAUUGGGCGACCAUCAGUUAUUUAUUAAUCUGUGUAUUGCCACACAGGGCUAAGCCAAGCUGACUCCGCGGAGGCCGGCCGAGUAGGGGCUUAGUAAAUGCAGAGUGAAUUCAUGAAUCGGAUCAAAGCUAGAGCCCUAGUCUUGUGCCAAGAAACUGAGUGGUGCUAAACUGCUGGUUUGGGAGGCUAGAAUCUUGUUCUGAGCUUUAUUAGCAUUUCGCUCAAGUCAAGCGAGUCAUCUUGUCAAGGCAUACUCUGAUGGUUGCAGAGAAGGCAGAACAUGGCCUUGGAGGAAAGAAAACAUUCCACACGAUUUAAACACAAGGCCUUUGCAAAGUAGUGUUAGGAUCACUUAACGUGGUUUAUGGAACCAAGAUUUUUUCCUGUGAAAUGACUUUCAGAAAGUCUCUACAGAAUUGAAAUCCUGUCAUUUCAGUGUAGAACAAUGUACAAAAAAAGUUUAGAAAAUAUAUUUCUGGAUAUAGAAGUAAAAAUUUGCCAUGGGAAAUUGCAAAAAAAGAAGAGUAAGAAAGAAUAAUUCUGGAAAUUACGUUUCAUAAUAUUCCAAAUAGAUCAAAACUAGACACAUGGGUGUACUUAAGAGAUGAAGCUUUUCAGCCCACAUGCAUUGGGCUUCUUCCUCCUCUGUGCAUUGGGAACUUGAAGGUGAAUGAUUCUUGUUCUGAAGGAACAUCUCUAUAUAAUGAAAUUCUUUUUGUUUAUUUUGACACAUGCUUAAAUAUUUAAAAUAUGCAUAAGUUGUUGAGUUGACUAGGCUUGUUACUGCAGUUCUAUGGAACGCCUUUACUGUCGUCCUGGGACAUGGGCGGGCAGCAGAGGAGCAACCGGGGUCAGUGCUGAAGGAGUGGACUCCGCUAGAGCCCAGCUGGGAAGGACGUGCACACUGGCCCACACGUUAGAGAUUAUACCAAAAAGCGAGGUGCCAAAAGAAAUAAAGAAAAUGGCUCCAAAGGUUAAAUGAAGCAGGAAAAAUACAUAGAUGCAGCCUUGCAGCCUCUCCAGAUGUUUGGGGAUAAUAUUCCAGAUAGAAAUUUUGAUCCCUUGGAUUAGGUAACUAGUCAUAAUGAAGAAAAUUAGUCUUAAAACCUUACGGAAAUCUUUUAACUUGAAUAAAAGUAAAGAAGAAACUGAUUUCAUGGUAGUACAACAACCAUCGCUAGCCAGUGACUUUGGAAAAGAUGAUUCCUUGUUUGGUAGCUGCUAUGGUAAAGAUAUGGCCAGCUGCGAUAUCAACGGUGAAGAGGAAAAAGGCGGAAAAAACAGAUCGAAAAGCGAGAGCCUGAUGGGUACGCUCAAAAGGCGGCUUUCUGCAAAACAGAAGCCGAAAGGCAAGGCGGGCACGCCCUCUGGGAGCUCUGCCGACGAGGACACCUUCUCCUCCUCCUCAGCGCCCAUCGUCUUUAAAGACGUGAGAGCUCAGAGGCCGAUCAGGUCCACCUCGCUCCGCAGCCAUCACUACAGCCCCACGCCGUGGCCUCUGCGGCCCACGAACUCCGAGGAGACCUGCAUCAAGAUGGAGGUGAGAGUCAAGGCCUUGGUUCACUCUUCCAGCCCGAGUCCAGCCCUGAACGGCGUCCGGAAGGAUUUCCACGACCUCCAGAACGAGACCGCGUGCCAAGAGCAAGCCAAUUCCCUGAAGAGCUCGGCUUCUCAUAACGGAGACCUGCAUCUCCACCUGGAUGAACAUGUGCCUGUCGUUAUUGGACUUAUGCCUCAGGACUACAUUCAGUAUACUGUGCCUUUAGAUGAGGGGAUGUAUCCUUUGGAAGGAUCGCGGAGCUAUUGUCUGGACAGCUCUUCUCCCAUGGAAGUGUCUGCGGUUCCUCCUCCAGUGGGCGGGCGCGCUUUCCCCGAAGAUGAGAGUCAGGUAGACCAGGACCUGGUUGUCGCCCCAGAGAUCUUCGUGGAUCCGUCCGUGAAUGGCUUGUUGAUUGGCACCACGGGAGUCAUGUUGCAGAGCCCGAGAGCGGGUCACGAUGAUGUCCCUCCACUCUCACCAUUGCUACCUCCAAUGCAGAAUAAUCAAAUCCAAAGGAACUUCAGUGGACUCACUGGCACAGAAGCCCACGUGGCUGAAAGCAUGCGCUGUCAUUUGAAUUUUGAUCCGAACUCUGCUCCUGGGGUUGCAAGAGUGUACGACUCAGUGCAAAGUAGUGGUCCCAUGGUCGUGACCAGCCUUACAGAGGAGCUGAAAAAACUUGCAAAACAAGGAUGGUACUGGGGACCCAUCACACGUUGGGAGGCAGAAGGGAAGCUAGCAAACGUGCCAGAUGGUUCUUUUCUUGUUCGGGACAGUUCUGACGACCGUUACCUUUUAAGCUUGAGCUUUCGCUCUCAUGGUAAAACACUUCACACUAGAAUUGAGCACUCAAACGGUAGGUUUAGCUUUUAUGAACAGCCUGAUGUGGAAGGACAUACGUCCAUAGUUGAUCUAAUUGAGCAUUCAAUCAGGGACUCUGAAAAUGGAGCUUUUUGUUAUUCAAGGUCUCGGCUGCCUGGAUCUGCAACUUACCCCGUCAGACUGACCAACCCAGUGUCCCGGUUCAUGCAGGUGCGCUCGUUGCAGUACCUGUGUCGUUUUGUUAUACGUCAGUACACCAGAAUAGACUUAAUUCAGAAACUGCCUUUGCCAAACAAAAUGAAGGAUUAUUUACAGGAGAAGCACUACUGAAAGAUGAGAACCCUGCAUCUUGCACUUUGGGAAUAAGAACAAAAGAUUGAAAUACAGUUUACAGACUUUCAUUGCCAUCAAAAUAUUUUGCUGCCAUUACUAUUUCAGUUUUAUGUGUAAAAGAGUCAUCAGUUUGUUUAGGGGUCGGGAAAUGUCAGCAAGGUGUCUUGGGUUUAUUUUGGUUCUUUAAAAAGGGAAGUCUUGAGGUUUUAGAGGUGUGAAUUAUCUUUCAUCAAUGUGCAGAAUAAUCACAAUGUGAAUUAUCAAAUUCUCCUAAUGCCCCUCCCCCCAGUCCUUUGCUGCUAUCCACUGUGAUUUUUAUGCAUUAAAAGCACAUUUCAUGUGUAUUCAACCCUAAGUAAAGCUGAAUGAAACUUACAGAAUGGAAAUUGCUAUGUCUUUUUAAAUGGCCCAUUUUCAAAAGAUAGUGUUGAAUAAACAUACCUGGUGUAAUAAAACACAGAAUUUACUAUACACUGAAGAUGAGUUUUUAAUCUCUUUAAAAAGAUUUAUUUAGAAUCGUGAAUUGACAUAAUCUUGGGUAAUGGAACGGAGAUCUGCAACUUAUCUUUUAACAACACUUUUUUCUAAAUUAUUUCUAAGGUUGUGCUAAUUCUUUUGGUUGUGAAAAGUUGAAUUUUUCUGUUGCCUUCAUUUUCAUCUUAUAGUUUGUCUAUUUUAAUAAAUGGCCUUACAGUAAAAAAUUGUAAAGAAAUGUAUACCACCAAUUUAGAAAUUGUUGCCUUUUCUGUAAUUGAACUCGGGUACAAAUUGGCGCAUAACAUGAAAACCUAUGGAACUAGAAUUAUUAUUAAAGAAAUAGUAGAUGAUCAUAGCUUCCUGUGAUAGCAUUUUUUGGUGUGUUACCUAUACUUUUGGUAAAAUGUUUUAUCUGUGAUUUCUUUCGCUUAGUCAGCAUUUUCUUGGGUGAACUUGAUUGUCAACUAAUUUUCAUAAAUGAACUGGAUUCUCUUGCAACAUUAAUGUUUAUAAAAAGUUUUAAAUUGAUUUGAAUAGAAAGAAAACAUUGUUUUAAAGUUGGACUUAUAUUUUUCUUCUAUGUAGUUACUAUAACAGUGUGCUGGAUUUGACCAAUCCUUACCCCCACUAUAAAGAGAACCCUUGAUGACUUUGGUUUAAAAAUCGUGGAAAUUGUGGAGCAAUUUUUCUCACAAUGUGAGAAAAAUUUUAAACCAUAUUCGAUAAUGAUGUGGAAGUCAUAUUGUCUUUCAUGUAUACUGCCAUUUAAAGAUAGGUUUUUAAAAUUUAGCUAAGUUUUAAGUAAUUUGCCAUUGCUAAUUUAUCUCCUUGAGUCGGUUGUUGGGGAGGGAUGUUAUAUUCAAUGAUUUUUAGUUAUUUUGAAAUGCAGAGUGUUUAUUCAUUUCACAGUUCUGCAAUGGAUGUAGUAUUUUGGGAUUACCCUGUCCAGAAAAUUUUCAGCUACACACCUUUAAAGGAAGAGGUUUCUAUUUCAGAUGAAACUUGUAAUUUGGGAUGGUUCUUCCUUUGUCACUUAAAGGAAGAGAUAGGAAAAGUCUCUUACCCACUUUAAACAUGAGGGUAAAGGUUUAGGUCAAACUUACUGGCUUUGUCAUUCAAACAUAUCUGAAUCCUCACUUUUUUCUCUUUGUUUUUUAGGGUCAGAACUGAGAUAUUACCAAGAAAAGGCACAAUACCAUAAUAUUAUGGUCUUAUGGUAUUUUGACUUAAAGGGGAAAAGGUACUUAAUUUUGGUGGGAUGUUGAUUGUACCUUGUUACAAAGACUCAUUUUCUCAUAUGUUUUCUCCUAAUAAGAUGGAAUAUGGAGUAUACUGUAAUAAUAUAAUUUAAGUGUUCAUUAUAAGCUAUUUGGAUUAAGAACUAUUACAGAGUUGUAAGCUUGUUAUCAAAUUAAUGCAAGACAUUUAAACUAUUUUUUUGCAAAACUAUUUAUUUUUAAAACAACUUAAAGUAUAUCUAGGGUGAGUUAAAAGUCCCUGUGCAUCUAUAUUAGAUGGCAGGUUUUGUCACAGAGUCACUGUGUAUGAAUAAUAAAUGUUGAAACGGCUUCUCCGUGUCUCCAGAAGCAUUUACAUGUCCUCCUUGUGAGAUCAUGGUGCACAGAGGUCUUUGGACUGCCCUGAACCCGUCGUAUGUGGACAUAACCUAUUCCCUGCGUUUUCUUAUCAUGUCAUGUGUUUAAGAUCUACCCGCUGAGUGUCAAGAUUAUUCAGAUUUUCAUCGAAAUGUUUUUAAAAUUGUAUUUUGUGUUUUAGUGGAGGACAGUCUUGAUACUGUUCUAAUUCAGAAAGCCAAAUUUUGAUGCGCUUUUAUAUGUUCAUAAUACAUACUUUAGUAUGCCCUAUUCUAAUCUAGUUUGAAAUUGUCAGAUUCUGAUAGUAUAAUGAUAAAGUCAAACUAUUUGCCAAAAAGUUAAAUUUACAAGCAGAAAGAUGUUUUGCGAUAUUUUCUACUUUCGUGUAGAAAAAUAACCAUUUGGGGUAGGCAGCACAACAAUGUGAAAGAUUGGCUUUAUAUGAUAGUAACACAGUCCGGUUAAAAGUGGAAACAGGGAAAAGAGAGAGAGAAAACUCAUCAUUUAAUUUGGUCUAGACACAAUUCGGUUAAAUUUUAGGAGUCUAUUGGCAGUUAACAUAUAUGACAUGGACACAGCCUAUGAGUGCUUUUUAAAUAUGUGCUUCUAAAAAUCUGAGCUCAAGGCAAGAAAAAACAGGAAAGCUGUAUCCAUUUGCCAUAAUAGAUGAAUCAGAGUUGUUUUCUAUUAAAUAUUUCAUCACAAAAUAUGAUGGAGGCCAGAAGCUAUUUUUAGGCUCACUAUAACACUAUUACGCAUUUUUAUAAAUAAUAAGAAGGCUAUAGAAAGUACUUGAAAAAUAUCUAAUUCUUUCUCUUUCUGUCUGAGGAAAACUCUUUCUACUUGGUGCAAUAAUCUGAAAAUUUAGAAGGUCAAAAUAUGUCACAGGAAAUGAUCAUAGAACUAAAAAUAGUUUUUAAGGAAACCAGCUACACGGGGCAACCAUCUUGCUGUUGAAGAAAAUAAAAUUCCAAAAGGCUAAAUCAUUGGCAUAAAGGAAACAAAACCCAAAGUAUACGUUGUAAUUUUUGAGCCAGUAUUAUUGAAACAGGAUAAAAGUUACUAAAAUCUAACAUAGGUUAAUGCAAUGUCUCUGCUAGUGCUACAGGUCUAAAAUAAUCCUUGUAACAAUGCUUUCAGAAAUGCCAAUUUUAACUACUGUACAUUUCACAUUGUAUAUGGGAGAUAUUGCUUUACGAAUGAAUCAGAAUAAUACAUUUUCAUUUAAAUCUUAAUUGCUUUUCAUCCAAUAUGAAGUCUUAAUUUCAAAAUGAACUCACUACCAGCAAUAGGCAGUUCUCUUGAAUAAUAAGGAACAAUAGCCAGUUCCGUGAAUAACUUUAAAAUUCUAAAAGUGUUAGUACACUAGCAAUCACAAAUUUGGUUUCUUUGAAUACUUUUUUAAUCCUGUAAAGAAGGUUUUUUAUAAACAUUCUUUUUAUUAAUCAGUCAUAACAUGGCAAAGUGUGUAGUUGCUGUUUCUGAAAAGUGAUCCAAACUCUACAUCCAGAGAUUAUGAAAAAUUCUUAUAGAAUUUUGUAAUAAGUAUAUACAUGUUGGGUUAAAGAAAUUUCAUAGUUGUUGGAGUGCCAUGAAAUUAAUACUUGCAAUUCAGAUUGCGGUAGUUUACACUUUUUCUGUAUGUUUCAAAUCAGGUGUGUACCAUUUGUACUGAGAACACCACAGAAUGAAUUAUCCAAAGUCCAUUGAUUUUAAUACGUGUUUUGGUUUGUAAACAGAUUAUAGUAAUUUCUUGCACAUUUUUGGAAAUUAAUUGUAUAAGAAUUUAUGUAUCUGCUUCUAGAUACAGUGUGUAAAUAAAAAAUUUCGUUCACAAGA
Molecule: messenger RNA, 7541 nt
Organism: Cercocebus atys (sooty mangabey)
Lineage: Eukaryota; Metazoa; Chordata; Mammalia; Primates; Cercopithecidae
Gene: SOCS6
Product: suppressor of cytokine signaling 6
Exons: 2
Coding region: 2020-3627 (535 amino acids)
Biological process (GO): regulation of growth; phosphatidylinositol phosphate biosynthetic process; protein ubiquitination
Cellular component (GO): phosphatidylinositol 3-kinase complex
Molecular function (GO): 1-phosphatidylinositol-3-kinase regulator activity
Source: RefSeq, a predicted model, not a curated record